Procambarus clarkii (red swamp crayfish) is the source of this 1353-nucleotide messenger RNA. RefSeq lists its product as uncharacterized. The record is from RefSeq and is a predicted model, not a curated record. Lineage: Eukaryota; Metazoa; Arthropoda; Malacostraca; Decapoda; Cambaridae.
AUGUUAGGAGGCUUGUCUGGCCCCCCAGCUGCCGCCACCACCCUCGGCCACCUCGGCCUCUGGCACCCCCCUCGGCCACCUCGGCCUCUGGCACCACCCUCGGCCACCCCAGCCUCUGGCACCACCCUCGGCCACCCUAGCCUCUGGCACCACCCUCGGCCACCCCAGCCUCGGCACCACCCUCUGGCACCCCCCUCGGCCACCUCGGCCUCUGGCACCAAACUCCGCCACCCCAGCCUCUGGCACCAUCCUCGGCCACCUCGGCCUCUGGCACCCCCCUCGGCCACCUCGGCCACCCCAGCCUCUGGCACCACCCUCGGCCACCCCGGCCUCUGGCACCCCCCACGGCCACCUCGGCCUCUGGCACCACCCUCGGCCACCCCAGCCUCUGGCACCACCCUCGGCCACCCCAGCCUCUGGCACCACCCUCGGCCACCUCGGCCUCUGGCACCCCCCUCGGCCACCCCAGCCUCUGGCACCCCCCUCGGCCACCCCGGCCUCUGGCACCACCCUCGGCCUCUGGCACCACCCUCGGCCACCCCGGCCUCUGGCACCACCCUCGGCCACCCCGGCCUCUGGCACCCCCCUCGGCCACCCCGGCCUCUGGCACCACCCUCGGCCACCCCAGCCUCUGGCACCACCCUCGGCCACCCCGGCCUCUGGCACCACCCUCGGCCUCUGGCACCACCCUCGGCCACCUCGGCCUCUGGCACCACCCUCGGCCACCCCAGCCUCUGGCACCACCCUCGGCCACCCCAGCCUCUGACACCACCCUCGGCCACCCCGGCCUCUGGCACCCCCCUCGGCCUCUGGCACCACCCUCGGCCACCCCGGCCUCUGGCACCACCCUCGGCCACCCCGGCCUCUGGCACCACCCUCGGCCACCCCGGCCUCUGGCACCACCCUCGGCCACCCCGGCCUCUGGCACCCCCCUCGGCCACCUCGGCCUCUGGCACCACCCUCGGCCACCCCAGCCUCUGGCACCACUCUCGGCCACCCCGGCCUCUGGCACCCCCCUCUGGCACCACCCUCGGCCACCCCAGCCUCUGGCACCACCCUCGGCCACCCCGGCCUCUGACACCACCCUCGGCCACCCCGGCCUCUGACACCACCCUCGGCCACCCCGGCCUCUGGCACCACCCUCGGCCACCCCGGCCUCUGGCACCACCCUCGGCCACCCCGGCCUCUGGCACCACCCUCGGCCACCCCGGCCUCUGGCACCACCCUCGGCCACCCCGGCCUCUGGCACCACCCUCGGCCACCCCGGCCUCUGGCACCACCCUCGGCCACCCCGGCCUCUGGCACCACCCUCGGCCACCCCGGCCUCUGGCACCACCCUCGGCCACCCGAUAG